GACACUCCCUGGGGACCGCAGGUGUCGCUGACCCUCCGAGCCUGAGCUGACCCAGUGAGGCCCCUGACCCUACCCUGACCCUCCCCAGGAAGCCAGCCCUUUCUGCUUCCUGAGUGGCAGACCCCAGCCUCUGGCGUGGGCAGGGGCCGCCCUGGGGGCCGGCGAGAGCCUGACCUGACGGCUGCAGGGAGGGUGACCUGCAUGCCAAGCGCCGCCCCUGCGCCAUGGACCGCGGCCAGCCCAGCCCGCAGCCCGCGGCCGCGGCCCCCGCCGCCGCCGGCCCGAGCAUGAUCGCGCCCGUGCGCGCCGUGGUCCGCCUGCGCAGCCGCGUGCGCCUCCUGCGCAGACGGCGCGUCCUGCCGCCGGCCGCGGGGCCGGACUCCGGGCCAGAGGCGCCGCGCGCGGACCCGGGCCAGCCGCGGGUCUUCACCUUCGACGGCCCGGCGGAGCUGGCCUCGAGGCCGCCGCGCAAGAAGCGCCGGCGCAGCCGGGUGGUGCUCUACCCGGAGUCCUUGCGCAAGUGCCGGCCGCGCGCGGAGCGCCGGAGCCGCGCGCAGCGCUGCCUGUUGCUGCUCGUGGCCAUCGUGGGCUUCCAGGUGCUCAAUGCCAUCGAGAACCUGGACGAUAACGCGCUGCGCUACGACCUCGACGGGCUGGAGAAGGCGCUGCAGCGCGCCGUGUUCGGCCAGCCGGCGGCCGUGGCGCGCAUCGUGGCCCUGCUGAGGGACUACCUGGCCACGCACGUGCACGGCCGCCCGCUGCUCCUGGCGCUGCAUGGGCCCAGCGGCGUGGGCAAGAGCCACGUGGGACGCCUGCUGGCGCGCCACUUCCGCGCGGUGCUGGAGGACGGCGCGCUCGUGCUGCAGUACCACGCGCGGCACCACUGCCCCGAGCCGCGCGCCGCGGACGACUGCCGCGAGGAGCUGGCGCGGCGCGUGGCCGACGUGGUGGCGCGAGCCGAGGCGGAGGAGAAGACCCCGCUCCUGGUGCUGGACGACGUGGAGCUGCUGCCGCCGGCGCUGCUGGACGAGCUGCACGGCCUCCUGCAGCCGCAGCGGGCGCACCGCUUCCACAACGCCAUCUACGUGCUCCUCAGCGGCGCUGGCGGCGAGGAGGUCACGCGCUUCGUGCUGCAGAACGCGUCCCGCGCGCUGGCCCUGCGCGCAGACGGCGCCCCCGCGGCCGCGGCACAGGCAGAGGAGGAGCUGCGCGCCCGCCUGAGCGCGCUCCUGGUCCGCGAGCACCCUCUGUGGCAGGCCGCAGCCAUCGUGCCCUUCCUGCUGCUGGACAGGCGGGACGUGGUCAGCUGCUUCCGGGACGAGAUGGCCGGGGAGGGCUUCUUCCCCGAGCAGGCGCGCGCCGAGCUCCUGGCCGCGCAGCUCAGCUACUACCGCGUGGCCGGCCGCGAGUUCGCUGUCACUGGGUGCAAGCAGGUGGUGGCCACGGUGAACCUCUUGUAGCGCAGGCGCGGCCGGACGCAGAGGACGCCCGUGGGCGCGACGGGACGUUGGGUGGGCGGUGGCCGUUGGAGGGAGGGGACCCUGUGGAUUUGCGCCGGGCCUCUGAGGCCCCGAAUAAAUCUGCCAGUGGUCCCUGGCCGGUUCACGCUGGGACCCGGGGGGGCCGGUGGGGCUGGGUCAGCUCUGAGCUCCUCUGCCCAUCCCAACCCCCUCAGAGCCCGGAGCUGCCACCUGCUGGUCCUUCAUUCGGCCUGCAUCCUUCAGCGCCAUGCGCCCCACAGGGCCGGCACCCCAGGGCUGGGCAGCGUGUCCCCGUGGUGCAGAGGGUGGAUGACCGCAGGGAGGGUGAGCAGACCCCAGGGUCACACAGCUGGUCCCCUGCAGAGUUGGACGUGACCACGACUCUCUAGGGUGCCUGCAGCAGCCUCACACACUCACUCACACGGACCCCCACU
Molecule: messenger RNA, 1915 nt
Organism: Hippopotamus amphibius kiboko
Lineage: Eukaryota; Metazoa; Chordata; Mammalia; Artiodactyla; Hippopotamidae
Gene: TOR4A
Product: torsin family 4 member A
Exons: 2
Coding region: 225-1460 (411 amino acids)
Cellular component (GO): nuclear envelope; endoplasmic reticulum lumen
Molecular function (GO): ATP binding; ATP hydrolysis activity
Source: RefSeq, a predicted model, not a curated record